Messenger RNA from Cordyceps militaris CM01, 2532 nucleotides. Its product is annotated as WD domain protein. Gene Ontology annotation, cellular component: GID complex. Gene Ontology annotation, molecular function: protein binding. The transcript is spliced from 5 exons. The record is from RefSeq and is a predicted model, not a curated record. Lineage: Eukaryota; Fungi; Ascomycota; Sordariomycetes; Hypocreales; Cordycipitaceae. Gene Ontology annotation, biological process: proteasome-mediated ubiquitin-dependent protein catabolic process. The coding region runs from base 1 to 2532 and encodes 843 amino acids.
AUGGUCACUAAGCAGCCUAAUAAUAAUAAGGCAUCUUCUAUCUCUGCUCUGGCCUCCAACAUCGUAUUACCCCAACGUCAGCCAUCCUCCCUUCCCUCUCACGCAUUCAUCACCCUUGCCUGGGCCUCCGUAUCACAUCCGGCCUGCCAGCUCUCUCUCUCGUGCCACCUCGAGCCGCCCAUCCCGCCAAAGACCUCGAUUGCCUUGCUUGCACACCGCACACCAUCAGUCACAUCAUACAUGUGCCUAUCCACUCGCUACCCGCACUUGGGUCGGCCGGCUCCUGAAGAAAUUCCGCCUCUUCACCCUGCGGCCACCCGCCGCGGCGAGGUCGAUCUGGAUCGACUCUCAACUUCCAGCAACCGCCCCGCUGACACUUCUGACGCUCCCACGACCACGACGACACCUGCACACCAGCAGCCACCCACUCCCGCUUCAACCACCUCGCCCGCCGCUCCUCCGACCCAGCCGUUCUCUGCCACGGUCGCUCCGUCCUCCCCCGCCCGACCUGGUCCUGGAGACGUCUCCGGUGCGAAUAUAGAAUCUUCCUCGGACUUGUCCACUGCCUCGCCACCGCCGCCCCAACCCGCCCAGAUCCUCGGACGGCGCCGACGCUCCUCCUCCCACUACCACCCUCAAGAAGCGCCUCCCGCCUCGGCUGCUGCAGCUUCGGGUGCGGACACCCAGGCAGAGCCAGAACCCAAACGAAGAAGACGCGCCCCGCUAGACAUGGUUGGCACCGACGACAACGGCGCGCCCUCUAACGGAGUUGUGCCUCAACCUGGAGCUAAUGGCACAUCGCCGUCGUCGCCGUUACGCACGUCAAACGGCGGCACAGCCAAUGGAGAUGCCAAAUCGUUAAUAGCGACAAAUGGCUCAUCUGAAAAGGGAAAGCGAGCGGGAGCAGGUUCCAAUCCGGAUACCUACUUUGGGCACAACAGAGAAGAGGUUACCCGUAUCCUCAUCCAGGCCUUGACUGACAUGGGCUACCAAGAUGCUGCCCAAAAUGUCAGCCAUGAGAGUGGUUUCAACUUAGAGAGCCCGACUGUCGCUGCUUUUCGAUCAUCGGUGCUGCGCGGCGCCUGGGGCGAGACAGAAAAGUUGCUCAACGGCGCUACUACGACCGACGAGAAGGGUGAGGCAGGCAACGGUCUUGUUCUCGCAGCUGGGUCGAAUCGGAGUACCAUGCGGUUCUGGGUCCGUCAACAAAAGUAUCUCGAGCUGUUGGAGUUGCGAGACACCACUCGCGCCCUCACGGCCCUGCGCAACGAUUUGACGCCACUCUCUCAGGAUACAGAAAAGCUACGCUUAUUAUCAAGUCUUCUUAUGUGUCGCUCAACAGAGGACCUCAUGUCCAAAGCAAAUUGGGACGGCGCAAAAGGUCGCUCCCGUCAUAGAUUGUUAUCAGAACUAUCCAAAUGUAUAUCACCUUCUGUCAUGCUCCCCGAAAACCGCCUCGCCGUUCUAUUAGACCAUGUAAAGAGAGGCCAGAUCGAUACCUGCCUAUAUCACACGGCCGCUUCCUCGCCAUCCUUGUACUCCGACCACUCAUGCGAUCGCCGCAACUUUCCUACCGAGAUCGCUCUCGAACUGUCCGGUCUCAAUGGUGAAAUCUGGCAGCUCCAAUUCUCACAUGAUGGCUCAAGACUAGCUGCCUGUGGCAGUGGCAAAACCGUCGCAAUUUGGGAGACGACCAACUACCGGGUGGUUGGUCUUCUUGGGGACCACGGAGGCGGGGUCGGCAACCUUUCGUGGAGUCCCGAUGACAAGAUGAUUGUCACCUGCUCACAAGACAAUUAUGCUCGUCUCUGGGACGUCGAAAGCAAGACAAUAAUAAAGAAGCUACCGAGCUUCAACCACCCCGUCAGCGGGUGCCUAUGGGCUGCCGACAACAAGUCUUUUGUGCUAGGUGGGCUUUCCUCCAAUGGACUGUGUACUUUCUUUGUCGACGGCGACGAGAUCCUGGAGUGGGAUGCAGACCACCGUGUGCAGGACCUGGCCCUUUCGCCCGACGGGCGCUGGCUCGUGGCGCUCGACGAUCAGCAGACGUACCAUGUCUACGACGCCCGGACGCGUGCGCCGGUCUACAGCCACGAGCUCCGGACGCGACCUACAUCGGUCAGCAUCAGCGCCGACUCACGGCACAUGCUUCUCAACAAGCGGGACGGCGAGGCGCAGCUCAUUGACAUCGAGACCAAGAGCCCCAAACAAAAGUUCCUCGGCCACACAGGCGGCGAGUUCCUCAUUCGCAGCGCCCUCGGUGGCGCUAACGAAGCCUUUGUCGUCAGCGGUAGCGAGGAUGGUAACAUCCUCAUCUGGCACAAGAGCACCGGCGCCGCCAUCGAGCGGCUCCCCGGCCACAAUCCCCGCUGCAACGCUGUCGCGUGGAAUCCGACGGACCCCUGCAUGCUGGCGUCUGGAGGCGACGACUGCUUCGUCAAGAUUUGGAGUAACAAGACUCGCGCUGCCGAGCUACGUGAUGCAUAUGCCCUUUCGGCGUGGGAAACCCCCAACCCCGACGAAGAUCUGUAG